This is a messenger RNA of Eimeria mitis, 1023 nucleotides long. RefSeq lists its product as uncharacterized. The transcript is spliced from 5 exons. The record is from RefSeq and is a predicted model, not a curated record. NCBI's taxonomy places the organism in Eukaryota, Apicomplexa, Conoidasida, Eucoccidiorida, Eimeriidae. Bases 1 to 1023 code for a protein of 340 amino acids.
AUGCAGCGCAGCAGCAGCAGCAAGAGUGCCUCAGGGCAGCGGAGAGAGCAGCAGCAAACGCAUUCUUUGCUGCUGCAGCAGCUGCUAGAUGCAGCGCAGCAGCAGCAGCAAGAGUGCCUCCGGGCAGCGGAGAGUGAAGUUAAGGCAUCUCGUGAGGACUGCAGCAAGAAGCAGCAGCAGCUGCAGCAGGAUGUGCAUGCAUUGGCAGCUGCUGCUGCUGCUGGUGGUGCAGCAGCUGAGCAGCAGCUGCAGCAGCUGCAGCAGCAACUAAAAGAGAAAGCAGCAGCACUGCAGCAGCAGCGAGAGGCAGCAGCAGCAGCACUUGCAGCAGCAGUGCAGCAGCAGCUGGAUGUCUUUGUUAAGGGGCAGCAGCAAGCAGCAGAGCAGCAGCAGCAGCUGCUGCUGCAGCAGAUAGCUGCAGCACAACAACAGCAGCAGCAGCAACAAGCAGCAUGUAAAGCAGCAGGAGACGCAGCAGCCUCAGCUGCUGCUGCUGCUGCUGCAGCAGCAGAUGAAUUGUCUAUCAAUGCUACAAAGCUGCUGCAGGAUGCUGCUGCUGCUGCUGCUGCUGCUGCAGCGCAGCAGCACAAAACACUAACAGCAGCAAAAAGAGAAGAAACAGCAGCAACGCAGCAGCAGAUUCAAGCAGCAAAAGAUAUGUGUAAAGACACUGCACAACAAGCAGAAACGGGUCAGAACGAGCUGCUGCAGUGUCUCAGCUCGCUGCAGCAGCAGCAGCAGGAGACAGCAGCAGCAGCAAAAGCUGCUGCAGCAGAGCUGGAAGCAGCAGCAGCACGUGACCGUCAGCAGCAGCAGCAGUUCGCAGCAGCAGCAGCAGCAGCAAUCGAUGCUGCAGCAGCAGCAGCAAACUGCAGCAGCACAAAAACAGCAGCAGCAGCAAAAGCAGCAGCUCAUUCUGCUUCAGCUUUCGCAGCAGACGUGGAGCAGCAGGUGCUGCAGGGUGAGGCGGAUUUAUCUCUCGCGUUUGCUCGGGCCCCAUCAUUAAAACGAGAGGAAGUGUAA